Aspergillus aculeatinus CBS 121060 is the source of this 687-nucleotide messenger RNA. RefSeq lists its product as uncharacterized. The transcript is spliced from 2 exons. The record is from RefSeq and is a predicted model, not a curated record. Lineage: Eukaryota; Fungi; Ascomycota; Eurotiomycetes; Eurotiales; Aspergillaceae. The annotation marks the transcript as partial.
CCACUCCCACUCCACCACCACAGCCUCAUCACCACCGACUUCGACGCCCUCCGAUUCCACGCCGCCGCCGCCCUGCAACUGCGCUUCUCCCCACACCAGACAGAAACAGUGGCCGCAGCGCUCCCAACAGACACCCACCUCAUCGUCUCCCCCUACAACCAGCCGGGCCACCUCCUCGACCUCCGCACCCUGGACCGCGCGAACCAGCUCCUCGCGCAGGCCCUGACCAUCCUGCAGCCCACGCGGCCCGACUACGCCACCGCGCCCUACACCGAGUCCUUCAACUGGGCCUCCGUGUUCGAGCUGUUACGGCAGCUGGCCCUCGACUCUCAGGCCGAAGAUGAGGCAACCUCGUGGCCCGCGCAGAGCUUCUACGUAGUCACCUUCCGCUCGCGACUGCGCGCCGACGCCGACGCCGAGCGGCUGCAUCUGCUGGAUGCGCAUUCGCACCAGGAGGCGAUGGCCAGCGGGGGACUGUUGAAGUAUUGGUUCGGGAGUAAGGAUGCCAGUCAUAGAAAUUUGGCGACUUGCAUCUGGCGGAGUCGGGAGGAUGCGCGGCUCGGCGGGUUGGGGCCAUGGCAUAAAAAGGCUCGCGGCGCGGCGAGGGAGAUGUAUGAGUCGAUUGAGUUCUCGACGUUGCGGUUGACGGUUGGGGAGGGGGUUGCAGGGUGGGGGUUUGGGGAGUGG